UUACAUCCAGCUUUUUCUUGCCUAAGCGGUCUGGGGCUUGCUUCGUCAUUUGGCUUUGCUGUGGAGCACUCCUGUAAAGCUAGCUGAAUUGUACAUCGAAGAUCCACCCUUUUGGUGGCAAAGUGACAAGUGCCAAAACUCAGGCCUGACUUUUCUGAAAACAUCAGCAUUCUGCCAUAUCUGGAAUAAUGGAUGUAAAGGACCGGCGACACCGCUCUUUGACCAGAGGACGCUGUGGCAAAGAGUGUCGCUACACAAGCUCCUCUCUCGACAGUGAGGACUGCCGCGUGCCCACACAGAAAUCCUACAGCUCCAGUGAGACUCUGAAGGCCUAUGAUCAUGACAGCAGGAUGCACUAUGGAAACCGAGUCACAGACCUCGUCCACCGGGAGUCAGAUGAGUUUCCUAGACAAGGAACCAACUUCACCCUUGCAGAACUGGGCAUCUGUGAGCCCUCCCCACACCGAAGCGGCUACUGCUCUGACAUGGGGAUCCUUCACCAGGGCUACUCCCUUAGCACAGGGUCUGAUGCCGACUCCGACACCGAGGGAGGGAUGUCUCCAGAACACGCCAUCAGACUGUGGGGGAGAGGGAUAAAAUCCAGGCGCAGUUCCGGCCUGUCCAGUCGUGAAAACUCGGCCCUUACCCUGACUGACUCUGACAACGAAAAUAAAUCAGAUGAUGAGAACGGUCGUCCCAUUCCACCUACAUCCUCGCCUAGUCUCCUCCCAUCUGCUCAGCUGCCUAGCUCCCAUAAUCCUCCACCAGUUAGCUGCCAGAUGCCAUUACUAGACAGCAACACCUCCCAUCAAAUCAUGGACACCAACCCUGAUGAGGAAUUCUCCCCCAAUUCAUACCUGCUCAGAGCAUGCUCAGGGCCCCAGCAAGCCUCCAGCAGUGGCCCUCCAAACCACCACAGCCAGUCGACUCUGAGGCCCCCUCUCCCACCCCCUCACAACCACACGCUGUCCCAUCACCACUCAUCUGCCAACUCCCUCAACAGGAACUCACUGACCAAUCGGCGGAGUCAGAUCCACGCCCCAGCCCCAGCGCCCAAUGACCUGGCCACCACACCAGAGUCCGUUCAGCUUCAGGACAGCUGGGUGCUAAACAGCAACGUGCCACUGGAGACCCGGCACUUCCUCUUCAAGACCUCCUCGGGGAGCACUCCGUUGUUUAGCAGCUCUUCCCCAGGAUACCCUUUGACCUCAGGAACGGUUUACACGCCCCCGCCCCGCCUGCUGCCCAGGAAUACUUUCUCCAGGAAGGCGUUCAAGCUGAAGAAGCCCUCCAAAUACUGCAGCUGGAAAUGUGCCGCCCUCUCUGCCAUCGCCGCUGCCCUCCUCUUGGCUAUUUUGCUGGCAUAUUUCAUAGCAAUGCAUCUGCUCGGACUCAAUUGGCAACUCCAGCCUGCAGAUGGGCACACCUUUAACAAUGGGAUAAGGACCGGCUUACCAGGAAACGAUGAUGUGGCAACAAUGCCAUCUGGAGGCAAAGUGCCCUGGUCAUUGAAAAACAGCAGCAUAGACAGUGGUGAAGCAGAAGUGGGUCGGCGGGUAACACAAGAAGUCCCACCGGGGGUGUUUUGGAGGUCACAAAUUCACAUCAGUCAGCCCCAGUUCUUAAAGUUCAACAUCUCCCUCGGGAAGGAUGCUCUCUUUGGUGUUUACAUAAGAAGAGGACUUCCACCAUCUCAUGCCCAGUAUGACUUCAUGGAACGUCUGGACGGGAAGGAGAAGUGGAGUGUGGUUGAGUCUCCCAGGGAACGCCGGAGCAUACAGACCUUGGUUCAGAACGAAGCCGUGUUUGUGCAGUACCUGGAUGUGGGCCUGUGGCAUCUGGCCUUCUACAAUGAUGGAAAAGACAAAGAGAUGGUUUCCUUCAACACUGUUGUCCUAGAUUCAGUACAGGACUGUCCACGUAACUGCCAUGGGAAUGGUGAAUGUGUGUCCGGGGUGUGUCACUGUUUCCCAGGAUUUCUAGGAGCAGACUGUGCUAAAGCUGCCUGCCCUGUCCUGUGCAGUGGGAAUGGACAAUAUUCUAAAGGGACCUGCCAGUGCUACAGUGGCUGGAAAGGCGCAGAGUGCGACGUGCCCAUGAAUCAGUGCAUCGAUCCUUCCUGUGGGGGCCACGGCUCCUGCAUUGAUGGAAACUGUGUCUGUUCUGCUGGCUACAAAGGCGAGCACUGUGAGGAAGUUGAUUGCUUGGAUCCCACCUGCUCCAGCCAUGGGGUCUGUGUGAAUGGAGAAUGCCUGUGCAGCCCUGGCUGGGGUGGUCUGAACUGUGAGCUGGCAAGGGUCCAAUGCCCAGACCAGUGCAGCGGGCAUGGCACGUACCUGCCUGACACGGGCCUCUGCAGCUGCGAUCCCAACUGGAUGGGUCCCGACUGCUCUGUUGAAGUGUGCUCAGUAGACUGUGGCACUCACGGCGUCUGCAUCGGGGGAGCCUGCCGCUGUGAAGAGGGCUGGACAGGCGCAGCGUGUGACCAGCGUGUGUGCCACCCCCGCUGCAUUGAGCACGGGACCUGUAAAGAUGGCAAAUGUGAAUGCCGAGAGGGCUGGAAUGGUGAACACUGCACCAUUGAUGGCUGCCCUGACUUGUGCAACGGUAACGGGAGAUGCACACUGGGUCAGAACAGCUGGCAGUGUGUCUGCCAGACCGGCUGGAGAGGGCCCGGAUGCAACGUUGCCAUGGAAACUUCCUGUGCUGAUAACAAGGAUAAUGAGGGAGAUGGCCUGGUGGAUUGCCUGGACCCUGAUUGCUGCCUGCAGUCAGCCUGUCAGAACAGCCUGCUCUGCCGGGGGUCCCGGGACCCACUGGACAUCAUUCAGCAGGGCCAGACGGAUUGGCCCGCAGUGAAGUCCUUCUAUGACCGUAUCAAGCUCUUGGCAGGCAAGGAUAGCACCCACAUCAUUCCUGGAGAGAACCCUUUCAACAGCAGCUUGGUUUCUCUCAUCCGAGGCCAAGUAGUAACUACAGAUGGAACUCCCCUGGUCGGUGUGAAUGUGUCUUUUGUCAAGUACCCAAAAUACGGCUACACCAUCACCCGCCAGGAUGGCACGUUCGACCUGAUCGCCAAUGGAGGUGCUUCCUUGACUCUACACUUUGAGCGAGCCCCGUUCAUGAGCCAGGAACGCACCGUGUGGCUGCCGUGGAACAGCUUUUAUGCCAUGGACACCCUGGUGAUGAAGACCGAGGAGAACUCCAUCCCCAGCUGUGACCUCAGUGGCUUUGUCCGGCCCGAUCCAAUCAUCAUCUCCUCCCCUCUGUCCACCUUCUUCAGUGCUGCCCCUGGGCAGAAUCCUAUCGUGCCUGAGACCCAGGUUCUUCAUGAAGAAAUCGAGCUCCCUGGUUCCAGUGUGAAACUUCGCUAUCUGAGCUCCAGAACUGCAGGGUACAAGUCACUGCUGAAGAUCACCAUGACCCAGUCCACAGUGCCCCUGAACCUCAUCAGGGUUCACCUGAUGGUGGCUGUCGAGGGGCAUCUCUUCCAGAAGUCAUUCCAGGCUUCUCCCAACCUGGCCUACACCUUCAUCUGGGACAAGACAGAUGCAUAUGGCCAAAGGGUGUAUGGACUCUCAGAUGCUGUUGUGUCUGUCGGGUUUGAAUAUGAGACCUGUCCCAGUCUAAUUCUCUGGGAGAAAAGGACAGCCCUCCUUCAGGGAUUCGAGCUGGACCCCUCCAACCUCGGUGGCUGGUCUCUGGACAAACACCACAUCCUCAAUGUUAAAAGUGGAAUUCUACACAAGGGCACUGGGGAAAACCAGUUCCUGACCCAGCAGCCUGCCAUCAUCACCAGCAUUAUGGGCAAUGGUCGCCGCCGGAGCAUUUCCUGUCCCAGCUGCAACGGCCUUGCUGAAGGCAACAAGCUGCUGGCCCCAGUGGCUCUGGCUGUUGGAAUCGAUGGGAGCCUCUAUGUGGGCGACUUCAAUUACAUUCGACGCAUCUUUCCCUCUCGAAAUGUGACCAGCAUCUUGGAGUUACGAAAUAAAGAGUUUAAACAUAGCAACAACCCGGCACACAAGUACUACUUGGCAGUGGACCCCGUGUCCGGCUCGCUCUACGUAUCCGACACCAACAGCAGGAGAAUCUACCGCGUCAAGUCUCUGAGUGGAGCCAAAGACCUGGCUGGGAAUUCGGAAGUUGUGGCAGGGACUGGAGAGCAGUGUCUGCCCUUUGAUGAAGCCCGCUGUGGGGACGGAGGGAAGGCCAUAGAUGCAACCCUGAUGAGCCCGAGAGGUAUUGCAGUAGACAAGAACGGGCUCAUGUACUUUGUUGAUGCCACCAUGAUCCGGAAGGUCGACCAGAAUGGAAUCAUCUCCACCCUGCUGGGCUCCAAUGACCUCACUGCUGUCCGGCCGCUGAGCUGUGAUUCCAGCAUGGAUGUAGCCCAGGUUCGUCUGGAGUGGCCAACAGACCUUGCUGUCAAUCCCAUGGAUAACUCCUUGUAUGUUCUAGAGAACAAUGUCAUCCUUCGAAUUACCGAGAACCACCAAGUCAGCAUCAUUGCAGGACGCCCCAUGCACUGCCAGGUUCCUGGCAUUGACUACUCACUCAGCAAACUAGCCAUUCACUCUGCCCUGGAGUCAGCCAGCGCCAUUGCCAUUUCUCACACUGGGGUCCUCUAUAUCACUGAGACAGAUGAGAAGAAGAUUAACCGUCUACGCCAGGUAACAACCAAUGGGGAGAUCUGCCUUUUAGCUGGGGCAGCCUCAGACUGCGACUGCAAAAACGAUGUCAACUGCAACUGCUAUUCAGGAGAUGAUGCCUAUGCGACUGAUGCCAUCUUGAAUUCCCCAUCAUCCUUAGCUGUAGCUCCAGAUGGUACCAUCUACAUUGCAGACCUUGGAAAUAUUCGGAUCAGGGCGGUCAGCAAGAACAAGCCCGUUCUUAAUGCCUUCAACCAGUAUGAGGCUGCAUCCCCCGGAGAGCAGGAGUUAUAUGUCUUCAAUGCUGAUGGCAUCCACCAAUACACUGUAAGCCUGGUGACAGGGGAGUACUUGUACAAUUUCACAUAUAGUGCUGACAAUGAUGUCACUGAAUUGAUUGACAAUAAUGGGAAUUCCCUGAAGAUCCGUCGGGACAGCAGUGGCAUGCCCCGUCACCUGCUCAUGCCUGACAAUCAGAUCAUCACCCUCACUGUGGGCACCAAUGGAGGCCUCAAAGUCGUGUCCACACAGAACCUGGAGCUUGGCCUCAUGACCUAUGAUGGGAACACUGGGCUCCUGGCCACCAAGAGCGAUGAAACAGGAUGGACGACUUUCUAUGACUACGACCACGAAGGCCGCCUGACCAAUGUGACACGCCCCACAGGGGUGGUAACCAGUCUGCACCGGGAAAUGGAGAAAUCUAUUACCAUUGACAUUGAGAACUCCAACCGUGAUGAUGACGUCACUGUCAUCACCAACCUGUCUUCAGUAGAGGCCUCCUACACAGUGGUACAAGAUCAAGUGCGGAACAGCUACCAGCUCUGUAAUAAUGGUACCCUGCGGGUGAUGUAUGCUAAUGGGAUGGGUGUCAGCUUCCACAGUGAGCCCCAUGUCCUAGCAGGCACCAUCACCCCCACCAUUGGACGCUGCAACAUCUCCCUGCCUAUGGAGAAUGGCUUAAACUCCAUUGAGUGGCGCCUAAGAAAGGAACAGAUUAAAGGCAAAGUCACCAUCUUUGGCAGGAAGCUCCGGGUCCAUGGAAGAAAUCUCUUGUCCAUCGACUAUGAUCGAAAUAUUCGGACUGAAAAGAUCUAUGAUGACCACCGAAAGUUCACCCUGAGGAUCAUUUAUGACCAGGUGGGCCGCCCCUUCCUCUGGCUCCCCAGCAGCGGGCUGGCAGCCGUCAACGUGUCAUACUUCUUCAAUGGGCGCCUGGCUGGGCUUCAGCGUGGGGCCAUGAGCGAGAGGACAGACAUAGACAAGCAAGGCCGCAUCGUGUCCCGCAUGUUCGCCGACGGGAAAGUGUGGAGCUACUCCUACCUUGACAAGUCCAUGGUCCUCCUGCUUCAGAGCCAACGUCAGUAUAUAUUUGAGUAUGACUCCUCCGACCGCCUCCUUGCCGUCACCAUGCCCAGUGUGGCCCGGCACAGCAUGUCCACACACACCUCCAUCGGCUACAUCCGCAACAUUUACAACCCGCCUGAAAGCAAUGCUUCGGUCAUCUUCGACUACAGUGACGAUGGCCGCAUCCUGAAGACCUCCUUUUUGGGCACUGGACGCCAGGUGUUCUACAAGUAUGGGAAACUCUCCAAGUUAUCAGAGAUUGUCUACGACAGUACCGCCGUCACCUUCGGGUAUGACGAGACCACCGGUGUCUUGAAGAUGGUCAACCUCCAAAGCGGGGGCUUCUCCUGCACCAUCAGGUACCGGAAGAUUGGGCCCCUGGUGGACAAGCAGAUCUACAGGUUCUCUGAGGAAGGCAUGGUCAACGCCAGGUUUGACUACACCUAUCAUGACAACAGCUUCCGCAUUGCAAGCAUCAAGCCCGUCAUAAGUGAGACUCCCCUCCCCGUUGACCUCUACCGCUAUGAUGAGAUUUCUGGCAAGGUGGAACACUUCGGUAAGUUUGGAGUCAUCUAUUAUGACAUCAACCAGAUUAUCACCACUGCCGUGAUGACCCUCAGCAAACACUUUGACACCCAUGGGCGGAUCAAGGAGGUCCAGUAUGAGAUGUUCCGGUCCCUCAUGUACUGGAUGACGGUGCAAUAUGACAGCAUGGGCAGGGUUAUCAAGAGGGAGCUAAAACUGGGGCCCUAUGCCAAUACCACGAAGUACACCUAUGACUACGAUGGGGACGGACAGCUCCAGAGUGUGGCCGUCAAUGACCGCCCGACCUGGCGCUAUAGCUAUGACCUUAAUGGGAAUCUCCACUUACUGAACCCAGGCAACAGUGUGCGCCUCAUGCCCUUGCGCUAUGACCUCCGGGAUCGGAUAACCAGACUCGGGGAUGUGCAGUACAAAAUUGACGAUGAUGGCUAUCUGUGCCAGAGAGGGUCUGACAUCUUCGAAUACAAUUCCAAGGGCCUCCUAACAAGAGCCUACAACAAGGCCAGCGGGUGGAGUGUCCAGUACCGCUAUGAUGGCGUAGGACGGCGGGCUUCCUACAAGACCAACCUGGGCCACCACCUACAGUACUUCUACUCUGACCUCCACAACCCGACACGCAUCACCCAUGUCUACAAUCACUCCAACUCGGAGAUUACCUCGCUGUACUACGACCUCCAGGGCCACCUCUUUGCCAUGGAGAGCAGCAGUGGGGAGGAGUACUAUGUUGCCUCUGAUAACACAGGGACUCCUCUGGCUGUGUUCAGCAUCAAUGGCCUCAUGAUCAAACAGCUGCAGUACACGGCCUAUGGGGAGAUUUAUUAUGACUCCAACCCUGACUUCCAGAUGGUCAUUGGCUUCCACGGGGGACUCUAUGACCCCCUGACCAAGCUGGUCCACUUCACUCAGCGUGAUUAUGAUGUGCUGGCAGGAAGAUGGACCUCUCCAGACUAUACCAUGUGGAAAAACGUGGGCAAGGAGCCGGCCCCAUUUAACCUGUACAUGUUCAAGAGCAACAAUCCUCUCAGCAGUGAGCUAGAUUUGAAGAACUACGUGACAGAUGUGAAAAGCUGGCUUGUGAUGUUUGGAUUUCAGCUUAGCAACAUCAUUCCUGGCUUCCCAAGAGCCAAAAUGUAUUUUGUGCCUCCUCCCUAUGAACUGUCAGAGAGUCAAGCAAGUGAGAAUGGACAGCUCAUUACAGGUGUCCAACAGACAACGGAGAGACAUAACCAGGCCUUCAUGGCUCUGGAAGGGCAGGUCAUUACUAAAAAGCUCCACGCCAGCAUCCGAGAGAAAGCGGGUCACUGGUUUGCCACCACCACGCCCAUCAUUGGCAAAGGCAUCAUGUUCGCCAUCAAAGAAGGGCGGGUGACCACGGGCGUGUCCAGCAUCGCCAGCGAGGACAGCCGCAAGGUGGCGUCUGUGCUGAACAACGCCUACUACCUGGACAAGAUGCACUACAGCAUCGAGGGCAAGGACACCCACUACUUUGUGAAGAUUGGCUCAGCCGAUGGCGACCUGGUCACGCUGGGUACCACCAUCGGCCGCAAGGUGCUGGAGAGCGGGGUGAACGUGACCGUGUCCCAGCCCACGCUGCUGGUCAAUGGCAGGACUCGAAGGUUCACGAACAUUGAGUUCCAGUACUCCACGCUGCUGCUCAGCAUCCGCUAUGGCCUCACCCCCGACACCCUGGACGAAGAGAAGGCCCGCGUCCUGGACCAGGCAAGACAGAGGGCCCUGGGCACGGCCUGGGCCAAGGAGCAGCAGAAAGCCAGGGACGGGAGAGAGGGGAGCCGCCUGUGGACUGAGGGCGAGAAGCAGCAGCUUCUGAGCACCGGGCGUGUGCAAGGGUACGAGGGAUAUUACGUGCUUCCCGUGGAGCAAUACCCAGAGCUUGCAGACAGUAGCAGCAACAUCCAGUUUUUAAGACAGAAUGAGAUGGGAAAGAGGUAACAAAAUAAUCUGCUGCCAUUCCUUGUCUGAAUGGCUCAGCAGGAGUAACUGUUAUCUCCUCUCCUAAGGAGAUGAAGACCUAACAGGGGCACUGAGGCUGGGCUGCUUUAGGAGACCAAGUGGCAAGAAAGCUCACAUUUUUUGAGUUCAAAUGCUACUGUCCAAGCGAGAAGUCCCUCAUCCUGAAGUAGACUAAAGCCUGGCUGAAAAUUCCGAGGAAAACAAAACAAACGAAUGAAUGAACAGACACACACGAUGUUCCAAGUUCCCCUAAAAUAUGACCCACUUGUUCUGGGUCUACGCAGAAAAGAGACGCAAAGUGUCCGAAAGGAACAAAAGAACAAAAACGAAAAAGCAAAGAAGAAAACAAAUAAAAACAAAACAAAACAAACACACAGACCGAUAAACAAAGAAACGAAGAUGAGAAAGAAGGCCUGAUAUCCAAUUACCUCACUCAUUCACACGUGAGCGACAGACACGUAGACAUCCGCGAGGGCCAGCGUCACCAGACCAGCUGCGGGACAAACCCCUCAGACUGCUUGUGGGAGAAAUCCUUCCAACAUUUUCAUUUAAGCAAAUACAGGUGCAUUUAAAACACGACUUUGGGGGUGAUUUGUGUGUAGCGCCUGGGGAGGGGGGGAUAAAAGAGGAGGAGUGAGCACUGGAAAUACUUUUUAAAGAAAAAAAAAACAUGAAGGAAUAAAAGAAAUUCCUAUCAAAAAUCAAAGUGAAAUAAUACCAUCCAGCACUUAAUUCUCAGGUCCCAACUAAGUCUGGCCUGAGCUAAUUUAUUUGAGCGCAGAGUGUAAAAUUUAAUUCAAAAUGGUGGCUAUAAUCACUACAGAUAAAUUUCAUACUCUUUCGUCUUUGGAGAUUCCAUUGUGGACAGUAAUACGCAGUUACAGGGUGUAGUCUGUUUAGAUUCCGUAGUUUGUGGGUAUCAGUUUCGGUAGAGGUGCAGCAUCGUGACACUUUUGCUAACAGGUACCACUUCUGAUCACCCUGUACAUACAUGAGCCGAAAGGCACAAUCACUGUUUCAGAUUUAAAAUUAUUAGUGUGUUUGUUUGGUCCAGAAAUGAGACAAUCACAUGACAGUCACCACGAGGAGAGAAAAUUUAAAAAAUAAAAAUAAAAACAAAAAAAAUUU
Messenger RNA from Piliocolobus tephrosceles (Ugandan red Colobus), 9635 nucleotides. It is a transcript of the gene TENM2, whose product is annotated as teneurin transmembrane protein 2. The record is from RefSeq and is a predicted model, not a curated record. Gene Ontology annotation, biological process: heterophilic cell-cell adhesion; signal transduction; neuron development. Gene Ontology annotation, molecular function: cell adhesion molecule binding; protein heterodimerization activity; protein homodimerization activity. Lineage: Eukaryota; Metazoa; Chordata; Mammalia; Primates; Cercopithecidae. The transcript is spliced from 30 exons. The coding region runs from base 189 to 8486 and encodes 2765 amino acids. Gene Ontology annotation, cellular component: membrane; neuron projection.